AUGGCAUCAACCAACAACAGUGAGAGUCAAGAUACAGAUGUUCUGCUAAUUGCCUUUCCAGGACCUGAAGACAUGCAACACAUGCUUUUUGUUCUUUUCUUUGUUCUCUUCAUGGUAGCAUCAUUCAGCAAUGUAACAGUAUUGUUAAUUAUAGCAACAGUAAAGUCUCUCCAUGAACCCAUGUACUGCUUCAUGGCAUUCUUAUCUGUUGUAGAUCUUCUUUUAGUCCUUAUUUUGUUGCCAGAGAUGCUCGUAUUAUUAUGGUCUGGUCAACAAUUUAUACAGCUGGAUGUGUGUUUAUCUCAGAUGUUUUUAAUUUCAGUUUUGGCAGGCAUGGAAUCAACUAUGUUAGUACUAAUGGCUUUUGAUCGCUAUACUGCUGUGUGCAAUCCUCUGAGAUAUUCAACGAUUGUAACAAAAACAUUCAUAUUUAAAGGAUGCUUAGUUGUUAUAGUCAGAAGUGUUUGCAUUGUAAUGCCACUGCUUGUACUUGCUAAGUUGUUGCCAUAUUGUAAUACCAGCAUUGUUAACAAUGUUUAUUGUGACUAUAUUUCUGUCAUCAAUGCUGCAUGUGCCCAAACAAUCAUAAGUAGACUUUAUCCUCUUUUGACACUUAUUAUAGGAAUUAUCCCUGAUAUAUUUUUAAUUGGACUAUCUUACUACAUGAUUGUUAAAGCUAUAAUAAAUUUGAAAUCAACCGAAGCUCGCCAAAAGGCAUUUAGCACAUGUAGUUCUCACAUUUUUCUGAUUCUGACAUUCUAUCUGUCAUUUACAAUGACAAUACUAACAUCACUUUAUGAAAACAAAGUACCAGCUUAUGUUCCUGUUCUAAUUUCUGCACUAUAUAUCACUGUGCCACCGACAUUAAAUCCUCUGAUAUAUGGUAUAAAAACUAAAGAUAUUAGGCAAGAAAUAAUAAGACAUGUAAGGAAAUGUGGAAAGAUUUCACAAGGUGAUAUGCAACGAGUGUUAUUUUAA
Molecule: messenger RNA, 978 nt
Organism: Protopterus annectens (West African lungfish)
Lineage: Eukaryota; Metazoa; Chordata; Ceratodontiformes; Protopteridae
Product: olfactory receptor 51E1-like
Exons: 1
Coding region: 1-978 (325 amino acids)
Biological process (GO): G protein-coupled receptor signaling pathway
Cellular component (GO): membrane
Molecular function (GO): G protein-coupled receptor activity; olfactory receptor activity
Source: RefSeq, a predicted model, not a curated record